Molecule: messenger RNA, 626 nt
Organism: Tauraco erythrolophus (red-crested turaco)
Lineage: Eukaryota; Metazoa; Chordata; Aves; Musophagiformes; Musophagidae
Source: RefSeq, a predicted model, not a curated record
UCGUUAAUGAACUAGUUUGUUCCUAGAAUGAGGCUCGCAAGCUGAAUCACCUCGAAGUGAUGGAAGAAGAGAAAAGACUUAAAUUGCCAGCGAACUGGGAAGCCAAAAAAGCUCGGCUGGAGGGGGAGUUGAAGGGGGGGCAAAAGAAGAAGGAAUGUGCAGCGAGAGGAGAAGACUACGAGCAAGUUAAACUGCUGGAGAUCAGUGCUGAGGAGGCCGAGAGAUGGGAAAGGAAAAAGAAGAGGAAAAACCCCGAUCUGGGAUUUUCAGAUUACGCGGCUGCUCAGCUGCGCCAGUACCAGAGGUUGACGCGGCAGAUCAAACCUGACCUGGAGCAGUACGAGAGGCUGAAGGAGCAGUAUGGUGAAGCGCUGUAUCCCACAUCUGACAGUCUCCUCCAUGGAAGCCACGUGCCAUCAAAGGAAGGGGUUGAUAGGAUGGUUGCAGAUCUUGAAAAACAAAUUGAAAAGCGUGAGAAGUACAGUCGAAGACGCCCGUACAACGAUGACGCAGACAUCGACUACAUCAACGAGAGGAACGCCAAGUUCAACAAGAAGGCAGAGAGGUUCUACGGGAAGUACACAGCUGAGAUUAAACAGAACUUGGAGAGAGGAACAGCUGUCUGA